Molecule: messenger RNA, 1384 nt
Organism: Spea bombifrons (plains spadefoot toad)
Lineage: Eukaryota; Metazoa; Chordata; Amphibia; Anura; Pelobatidae
Gene: BCKDK
Product: branched chain keto acid dehydrogenase kinase
Exons: 11
Coding region: 120-1355 (411 amino acids)
Biological process (GO): protein phosphorylation; regulation of glucose metabolic process
Cellular component (GO): mitochondrion
Molecular function (GO): pyruvate dehydrogenase (acetyl-transferring) kinase activity
Source: RefSeq, a predicted model, not a curated record
ACCUCUGGGUUCAGGUGAGUAACGGUCCGGGAAGGGGCCCUGCUUGCUUCAUACGUGUCCCGCGUUGGCGGGUUCCUCACCCCUCUGUCUCUGUCAGGAGCGUCUCGGGAAGCGUUACGAUGCUGCGGGGGAGCCUCGAGUUCCUGCGGAAGGGGGUCUUGUUGCCCCCUCUCCGUGUGGCGUUUCUACCACGGUGUUCACAGUCCAGCUCCGCCACGGACCACAACCACGUCGAGCUGGCACGCGAGCGCUCAAAGACCGUCACUUCCUUCUACAACCAGUCCGGCAUUGACUCGGCUGCCGAGAAGGCGUCUGUCCGUCUUACUCCGACCACCAUGCUGUAUUCGGGGCGCUCCCAGGACGGCAGCCAUAUUCUGAAGAGCGCUCGCUACCUGCACAAGGAGCUGCCGGUCCGCAUCGCUCACCGGAUUAAAGGUUUCCGGAGCCUCCCUUUUAUCAUUGGCUGUAACCCCACCAUCCUGCACGUGCACGAGCUCUACAUCCGCGCGUUCCAGAAGCUGAGCGAGUUUCCUCCGAUCACCGAUCACGAGACAGAGAGCCAGUACUGCAAACUUCUCCGGCAGCUGCUCGACGAUCACAAGGACGUGGUCACUCAGCUGGCAGAGGGCAUGAGGGAGAGCCGCAAACAUAUCCAGGAUGAAAAGGUUAUCCGCUUCUUCCUGGAUAAGACUCUGACGUCGAGGCUGGGGAUCCGCAUGCUGGCGACGCAUCACCUCUCUCUGCAUGAGGACAAGCCGGACUUCGUGGGGAUCAUCUGCACCCGUCUGUCGCCCAAGAAGAUCAUUGAGAAGUGGGUGGAUUUUGCCAGGCGCCUGUGUGAACACAAGUACGGGAACGCCCCGCGCGUCCGCAUCAACGGCCACGUCGCCGCGCGCUUCCCCUUCAUUCCGAUGCCGCUGGAUUAUAUCCUCCCCGAGCUGCUGAAGAACGCCAUGCGGGCGACCAUGGAAAGCCACAUGGACACCCCGUACAACGUCCCCGACAUCUCCAUCACCAUCGCCAACAACGACAUCGACCUCAUAAUCAGGAUCUCGGAUCGGGGCGGUGGGAUCCCCCACGAUCACCUGGAGAGGGUGAUGGAUUACCACUUCACCACGGCCGAGACCAGCGCCCAGGACCCCCGCAUCAACCCCAUCUUCGGGAACAUGGUGGACAUGGUGAACAGCGGCCAGUCGGGUCCGAUGCACGGGUUUGGAUUCGGACUCCCCACGUCCCGAGCAUACGCAGAAUACCUAGGGGGGUUCCUCUGCAUCCAGUCUCUCCAGGGGAUCGGGACGGAUGUCUACCUGCGCCUCAAACAUAUCGACGGAAAAGAAGAGAGCUUCCGCAUCUAACGCCGGACCCCGCGGCCCCCACAACUCAC